Messenger RNA from Cottoperca gobio, 2021 nucleotides. It is a transcript of the gene ric3b, whose product is annotated as RIC3 acetylcholine receptor chaperone b. NCBI's taxonomy places the organism in Eukaryota, Metazoa, Chordata, Actinopteri, Perciformes, Bovichtidae. Gene Ontology annotation, cellular component: neuronal cell body; neuron projection; intracellular membrane-bounded organelle. The record is from RefSeq and is a predicted model, not a curated record. Gene Ontology annotation, biological process: protein localization to cell surface; synaptic transmission, cholinergic. The transcript is spliced from 6 exons. Bases 106 to 1242 code for a protein of 378 amino acids.
GUUCAACCGAUGGAUGAAAACCGACGUAACGUCUCCUCCGUUUCCUCACCGUAAAUCCAUCAGAUAUUUUUUCUACAGGAAGGUCACCGUUUUCUACCUGUCGGUAUGGCGAUGUCCAUGUUUCAGAAGGUGACCCUCGCGACGUGUCUCGUGCUGUGUGUCGCGCUGCUGCUGCCAAAGAUCCUGUUAUCCCGCGGGAGGAAGGAUGCUGCUGAUCGGCCGGAGGGCUCAGGUAGUUUCCCUCCAAAGGCAAACCGUCAGUCGGCUUCGGAGGGUCAAAGCCAGAGGGCUGCAGCCUCCAGCUUCUCCAGAGCCCACAACACCGAGGCCAUAGCGAGGGCCAAGGGAGCAGGGACGGGGGCGGGAACCGGGGGAAAGUCCAACCUGGCAGGACAGAUCAUCCCUGUGUAUGGCUUCGGGAUCUUACUCUACAUCCUCUACAUACUGUUUAAGAUCACAUCGAAGGGAAACAACAAACCAACAGAGAGCAGGUUUCCUUCAGUUCGCUCAGAGAACAUGAAGAGAAAGAUCUCUGACUUCGAGUUGUCUCAGCUGCAGGACAAACUGAGGGAGACCGAGUUGGUGAUGGAGAAUAUCGUUUCCUACGCCAACCACAGCCCUGACAGGGUGAAGGGGGUGACGGCGGAUCAGGAGGAGAGUCUCCUGCAGCAGCUGACGGAGAUAACUCGGGUGAUGCAGGAGGGCCAGCUGGUGGAAGACAUGGUUCCAGAGAAGAAGAACCAGGAGGACUGGGAAGAAGCUUCCGCAGAUUAUCCUGAGGAGCCACAGCAGCACUGGGAACAUUCCCGCUGCUCUUGUCAGCACAGUCAGCAGCACCAGACGGAGACGGAGGCUGAGAAGACACGAGCUGAUGGAGCCGACCCGGCACACCUUCCUGAGGACGUUAUGGCAGGAGAAGAGGCGGCUGAGGGAGCAGGGGAUCUGAAUACAGAGAGAGAAUCAGAUCUUACAGCAGUGAGUGAAGAGAGGGCGGAGCCAGAGGGGGCGGCGCCAGAGGGGGUGGAGCCAGAGAGGGUGGAGGUGCGGGAACACAAGGGUGAAAUCGAUCUGGGAGUCCCAGAGGAGGACCUGGCUGGAGUCCUGGAGGAGCUGGAGCUCACACUUAAGAUGACGUCCAUGAUAGAGCAGGAGAAGAUGGAGGACCUCACCAGGACGACGGAGACGGACACUUCCUGCCGACGGAGGAACAAGAGGAGGAGAGCAAAGAAAGCCUCACACUGACUGCAUAUGAACUUCAGCCUGCGCCUGGUGUUUGUGAGCCACUUCUUCUUUAAACUGUUGUGUUGAAGUGAAUAAGUGAGAAAAUGUGCGUACACGGCAGUUUUACAUGAAUAAUAUCAGCUUCUGGUCUUAAAACGGUUCUUAAGGAACAACAGGGGCCUCAUUCAUAAAACCCUCACAAUCAAAUACAAGAACACGAGUCUGCAUAAUGUAUAAAUGUUUACUUCACCCUGGUGAGUGUUUGCUUUAUCUUUUCUUAUUAUCAGCGUCUUUCCCUGUAAUAUUUAAUCUAUUUUUACAAGUCCUUUGACCAGCACACACACAACUGAAUCAGGCCAUCUAAUAACACACUCCUAAUUAAUACGUUUAGGAAACAGUAUUUUGCAAAGAAAGGGAACUGUUGACAUUCCUUACAUCACUGUCUUUACUGGGCGACUGCCUUUUCUCGCCUGUUGAACUCACAAGUUAGAAACUUUCUGUCCAUUUUUAGACCUUUUAACCCCUUUAGUGUGACGACAUACGAUAUAUGCACUGUACGCUGUACGACAUGAAAGAAAAGGGGAGAAAUAGUUCCCUCUUGUCUCGUCAAUGUCUGCGAUGGAGAAAUCUCGUCUUCUGUACCGAUAAUAUUUUAAGCUUUUUAAACCUGCCGUGUUGUGUUCUAAAUUAUUUAAAAGAUUUUUACUUUUGUAAACUGAAUUUAUGUAUUCACUGUUGCACCUGGAGAUCAGGGAUUAAAAUACUAUGAUUAACUUAAAUAAAAUGUUCUGGGUUCUCGA